Messenger RNA from Dichomitus squalens LYAD-421 SS1, 1492 nucleotides. Its product is annotated as Poly(A)+ RNA export protein. The record is from RefSeq and is a predicted model, not a curated record. Gene Ontology annotation, biological process: transcription-dependent tethering of RNA polymerase II gene DNA at nuclear periphery; RNA export from nucleus. Gene Ontology annotation, molecular function: ubiquitin binding; RNA binding. Gene Ontology annotation, cellular component: nuclear pore. NCBI's taxonomy places the organism in Eukaryota, Fungi, Basidiomycota, Agaricomycetes, Polyporales, Polyporaceae. The coding region runs from base 84 to 1145 and encodes 353 amino acids. The transcript has 8 exons.
AAGGUUCCCCUCUCCUCCCUCGUCCUCCCUCGCCGCCUCUUGGUCGUUGUGGCACGCGACUUUUGAGCUGAACUGACGCGACAAUGUCUUUCUUUGGCACCUCGACGUCAGGCACCCUUGCCACGCAGCCGCCCCCCGACAAAGACAUCGAAGUUGCAGAUCCCCCAACUGACUCCAUUUCCUCCGUCGCCUUUUCCCCCACCGCCGACUACCUCGCAGUAGGCUCCUGGGACAAUAAUGUACGCAUAUACGAAGUUGGUGCGAGUGGUCAGACGCAGGGCAAGGCAAUGUACCCUCACCAAGGGCCUGUACUGAGCGUAUGCUGGACCAAGGACGGCACGAAGAUUCUCUCCGGUGGCGCGGACAACGCGGGUCGGAUGUUCGACGUGACGACUGGACAGGCUACCCAGGUAGCCCAGCACGACGCGCCGAUCCGUAUUGUGAGGUGGAUAGAGUCGCCUCAGGGAAGCGUGCUCGCCACUGGUAGUUGGGACAAGACGAUCAAGUACUGGGAUUUGCGCACACCAAACCCUGUGUCUACUGUGAACCUACCUGAGCGUUGUUAUACGAUGGACGUUGUCUACCCUCUGAUGGUCGUGGGUACCGCCGAGCGUCACAUCCAGGUUUUCAACCUCCAGAACCCUACUACGCCCUUCAAGACUCUCACGUCGCCACUCAAAUGGCAGACCCGAGUAGUGUCUUGCUUCCCCAGCGCAAACGGUUUCGCCGUAGGCAGUAUUGAGGGACGCGUAGCCAUACAAUACGUCGAGGAGAAGGACGCGUCCAACAACUUCUCUUUCAAAUGCCACCGACGUGACCAGACCCCAUCCGCGAAGGACCAAUCCCUCGUUUACGCCGUCAACGACAUCUCCUUCCACCCCGUCCACGGAACGUUCUCCACCUGCGGCUCUGACGGCACCAUCAACUUCUGGGACAAGGACGCGCGUACGCGUCUCAAGUCGUUUGACCCUGCGCCUGGCCCGGUGCCGUGCUCGACGUUCAACCGCGCCGGCACGAUCUUCGCCUACGCCGUCUCGUACGACUGGUCCAAGGGCCACUCGGGCAUGACGCCCGGCCACCCCAACAAGCUGAUGCUGCACGCGUGCAAGGACGACGAGGUCAAGCGCAAGCCGCAGAAGCGGUGAAACCGCACAGCGCGGCUGUCGUCGGAUGAUCUUCCUCCUGGUCGUGCGGUCGGCCGCUGGCACUUCCUGUUCUUCUUGUGCCGAUACAGACGACGCCGGAGGGCGGAGGACAGGCGCUGUUGAGCUCUCCGAUGUGGUUAUCGUGGCAGAUGAGUCGCCGGAGAGGAGAGGGGAGCACAGCGGGAACAAGUCGAAAAAAGGCACGUCGCGUGCCGCCCUGGGGAGAGGGAAUCCUGUACUGCCGCAGCCAUAUUUGUAGCUUCAACCCCAUGAUGCUGAGUUACAUUGUCUUGUCGUUCUACUAGUACUUCUGGAGUCCCGUGUGCAAUGCUAUGUGAUUUGCUGUU